This is a messenger RNA of Eruca vesicaria subsp. sativa (arugula), 1097 nucleotides long. Lineage: Eukaryota; Viridiplantae; Streptophyta; Magnoliopsida; Brassicales; Brassicaceae. The record is from the annotation of a GenBank genome assembly.
AAUUAGAGCUAACAAGAGUUCAAGACCUCCUCUUGUUAGCUUGUUCCUUUUCUUCGAUAAUCUUAUUCAAAAGUAGACAGAUAUAUAGUCGAAGCUCAUUUACAAAACAAUCAAAAUGGCUCUAAACGUAUUGGCGUUUACAUUUGGAAUCAUGGGCAAUAUCAUAUCAUUUAUCGUUUUCUUGGCGCCAGUGCCAACGUUUGUUAGGAUUUGCAAGAAAAAAUCUAUAGAAGGCUUUCAGUCACUUCCUUAUGUAUCAGCGCUUUUUAGCGCGAUGCUAUGGAUCUACUACGCUAUGCAGAAAGAUGGAUCAGGCUUCCUCCUGAUAACCAUUAAUGCCGUUGGAUGCUUCAUCGAAACCAUCUACAUCAUCCUCUUCAUAACCUAUGCUAACAAGAAAGCUAGAAUAUCAACUUUGAAGGUUCUUGGGCUCUUGAAUUUCUUGGGUUUUGCUGCUAUUAUUCUUGUAUGUGAGCUCUUGACCAAAAGAUCGAACCGUGAGAAAGUCCUUGGAGGGAUUUGCGUCGGAUUUUCUGUUUGUGUCUUCGCAGCUCCUUUGAGCAUCAUGAGAGUGGUGAUACGAACAAAGAGUGUGGAGUUCAUGCCCUUCUCUCUAUCAUUGUUUCUUACACUCAGCGCCAUCACGUGGCUCUUCUACGGUCUUGCUAUUAAAGACUUCUACGUUGCGCUUCCAAAUAUAUUGGGUGCAUUUCUCGGAGCAGUUCAAAUGAUUCUCUACAUCAUAUUCAAGUACUACAAGGCUCCAAAAGUUGAUGACACAGAAAAACCCAAAACGGUGGCAGAUCACUCCAUUGACAUGGUCAAGCUUGCAUCAGCAACUCCAGUAGUUUCCGGUGAUUUGAGGGUUCAUGCUCAAACUCAUGGUGGUGGUGAUUUGGAGGGUCAGAUGGAAAAGAAAGUGUCAAACCAAAUCUAAACCUAAGUAGUUUUUUUAUUAUUGAUUUUAUCAAUGUUGUACUGUUGAGUCGUGUUUCACUAGAUUGUACUUUGUCGUCUUCUAUUUUUCCCAACCUUAUUAUUUCGAAACAUUUCGAAAUUGUAUUAUCCUUCCAAAAGUAUUUAAUAAAAUAGUUCUG